UAACGAUUGGCCGAUGUAGCUUACGUUGACAAACAUGGCGGUUAAACAGCAGUUGAGUCUUGUUGCCAUGUGAAAUUCAUGCGAAAAUGGCAAAGGUUCAAACCCCACAUGAGAAGGUGGGCAAAACCGUUGUGAAGAAGGAGACCAACCCAAAGUCCAAACCAAACCACCAGACCAGAAAUACCUACUGUAUUUUAUGUCGCAGGUUAUAUUUGAAACAUGAAGCACAAGAGCAUAUGCAUGGCAUGCUGCAUCACAGAGAGCUGGAAACAGUGCUGGGCAAAGAUUCAUUUCAUGAAUGCCAGGCGUGUAAGGCAUCCUCCAUGGGUUUAAAUGAGUACGCCCAGCACAUCUCCACCACUCAACACAAAGAUAAGUUGAAGAUCUUGAUGUUCAAAAAUGUGAAGCCCUCCUCACUGUAUAAGACUCUGAGCAGGGAGACAGUCAGCAGAAUCCUGGAGAGGAACAAGACGCUAAAGAAGGAGGAGAAGAAAAUUAUGAAGAAGAAAAAAAAGAAACUGAAGCAGGUAGCUGGUCAGCGUGCAGCAGUGCAAUUGGCAACUGCCACAAAAACCAAGGUGGCGUCCAAAGUAGUGAAUCCUGAAAAAUCCAAAAAAGUGAACAUGAGGACACUGAAACGGAUGCAAGAGACUCACCAGAUAGAAAGCAACCAUGCUGUUGUUCAAAACAAGGAGAACAAAAUGUCCAGUUUGAAAAGACCGCUUUACCAAUCAGAAUCAACUCUGCAGAGUCAAAACAGAAGACUUAUUUGUCUGCCAGGAGAGCCCAAAAGUAGAACUUGGAAUCACCCCUACCCUCAGGACCACCUGAGGAAUGAUGAUAACUUUUCUGUCAUAAAUCAGUGCAGCAAAGUCAAAAUAGAGAGAUCCCAAACUAACAUACAUUUUAAAAGACCACACAACACCCAGGGAAGUGGCGCCAGCACGCCAGAACAAUUAUCAUGGCCUGCCAUCAGUCGUGACUGUUACAACGGGCAGUAUGAUACAGAGUUCACCAGUAAUCACCUCCCUCAGAAUGGAGCCGUCGUCAUUAAUCACGAUCAAGAUGAGAACGCAAGAGCUUCUCAACCAGGACCAGAGCAAGCUGCACAUCCUGCUAACACUUCUGCCAAUGCUGCACCCAUACGAGAUGUGGAUGUCAGUUCAAUGCUGAGGCAAAUCAGAAGGGCGCUGGGUGUGAGGGAGCCAUGUAGAGCAGAUCGUGAAGCCCGGAAGCAGAGCAGCGAGGCAGGUGGCCGGGUGGCCGAUCACUCCGCCGCGCAGCAAGCCGGAACUGGGAAAGAGCAGCUAGCAGGUGGCUCCUUCAGGAACCACAACAACGAAGCUGCACUUUACAUCACCUCUGCUGCAGAUGCAUCUGUGCAGUCUCCACAGGUCAACACAUCUGCUCCUGCUACGCAGACAACUUCCAAAACAACACAAGGAAUGACUCAGCAUUGGGAGAGGAGCUCAGUGGUUGUGUGUGAUUCAGAUGGACCAUCAAACAGCAGCGAAAUCUGGCAGUCUCAGGGAGCAUCUGCCUUUUCAGCGUUCGACAGCCUGGCUUCACUCGGUGGAUGUCAGACCACUUCCACUGAGCCCAACCGGAACAUCACCUGCAAGGUUCGAAUUGCCCACAAAUCAGGCAAAGUUCAGGGGGAGAAAGAGGAUGGACUUAAACCAACCCUGCAGAAGUUGCUCACUUUAUCAGGGGCCAGUAGUAAGUUGAGCUGGAGGGAGAUGUACGGGGAGAUGAAACGGAGAAAACAGGACAAGAUCAAUGGCAUGCCCAGGUUUGGAAUCGAGUUGCUGAACCCUUUCUCUGACCAAGAAGGCUCAGCACAGGCGGAGGACAAUAACAUGCUGCUUUCAGAGGGCUUCCACUGGGAGUCGUUUCCAGACGGUCCUCCGAGUCCACACCUUCCCCCACCCCAGAACACAACAGAUAAUGACUCUCACACAGAGACACAGUCCAGUUCUAGGAUGCAGGUGGCUGUGGGGCAGCCUGCUCAAACACAGGAUUGCAGCAGUCAGACAGUAGCAGCAGCGCCUGUGAAAGUGGAACCAAACUUGGAGGAUGAAAACAGAGAUUUGAGAAACAACAGUAGUGCCAACAAGAGGAAACACAAAUCAGUAAGAAAUGAUGGCAUUUCUGAUAUGGAACCAGGUGGGAAAAAGAAGAAAACAAAGUCACACAAGGACCAGGGCCAAAUGGACCAGCUAUUGGCGGUUUCUCUGAGGGAGGAGGAGUUGAGCCAUUCGCUGCAGGAUUUGGACAAGUCUUUGAUUCAAGCCCGCAAUGCCUUGCAAGCUGCCUACACAGAAGUCCAAAGACUCCUGUUACUGAGACAGCAGUUUACUGCUGAGGUCAACAGUCUGAGAGCCAAGCGGAUUGAGAUCCUGCAGGGGAUGCAAGAAGGGUACUCCGGAGCAUCUAACAUGGCAGAGAAAGCCACCACCUCGUCAGCAGGGGUGGCUGACACUGCGCAACCGAGAAUCUCUUCCCUUUCUUGCUCUAGUGUCUUUGCCACUUCCUCUAGCCAGUUACCAUCUGCCACAAACCCAACGUCUUCCAUCAGCCAACCUCCUCCCACGUCUCUAGCCCUGCCAACCAUUUCAGUAAAGCGAGAAAUCUGCCAACUACCCAGCGCUCAACAGACGAGCCAGUUAGCCCAAACGGUCUCCUUUAACGCUGAUACACCUCAGGUACCCUUGUUUUCCUCUGAUCUGCUGCUACUCUCACCACCACACUUGGCAGCUUCCACAACUGCUACUACCUCUUCCAAACAACUCAGGCCAGGGUGCUCCUCAUCGGUGAAUACGCCGCCUUCUGCCGAGUCUUCCUACAAGCAGCAGGAGCACGUGCCGAGGGAAGGGUUAAAGGGAAGUAUAAAGAGAGAAAGUUUAGCAAGGGAAGAAGCAUCGCCUAUUGAAAGUGACUCUGAGGAGGAGAUGGAAGGACAUAUCAGCAACAAACAAGUAAAAGGAAAAGAGUUAAUAGCAGAGAACUCAACUUUUGUCCCCGAAAGACAUAAAAAUACACCUGCUGCAGCAUCAGACAACGACGGAGGGAAUGAGAGCGAUAACUCUGUGGAAAUGAUGGAGCCCUCCAACUUGGUGGUCAUUGAUAUUGAUGAAUCAGAUAAUGAGGGCUCACCUGAAACUGGCUCAAAUGUUCCAGCUCAACAAGAGCCUCCUCAGAAGUCUGUCAGUGUGGAGUUCAGUUCUGCAAGGGCAUGCACAUCGCACCAAAAUGUUGAGAGAAAAUUUCAGCCAGUGAAAGAGGUCAAUAUUCCACCAGAGUCUGUUCAGCCGGUCGAGGAUGAGGAACCAUUCUUGGGAGCAUUUGUAAACCACACAGGUCCCGUCCACGGCCUGCAGAUCCAUGAGGGCUCCUUGUACACAUGCUCAGGGGACAACACAGCACGAGCCUACAGUCUGGUGAACGGGGAUUGCCAAGCAGUGUUUGAGGGCCACACAAACAAAGUCAACUGUCUGCUUGUGUCCUCACUCCCGAACAUGCCGGUGCGCCUCUACACCGGGUCCAGUGACCAGACUAUCUGCUGUUACAGUAUAAAGUCCAAGAAGUGUUUGGAGCAGAUCCCUCUACCAGACAGAGUGUUGUGUUUGCACAUAGCCUGGAACAUUCUGUAUGCCGGGCUCGCCAAUGGAUCAGUGGCUAGCCAUGAUCUAAAGACUCUGAAACAGCUGGAUGUCUUUGAGUGCCAUGGCCCACGAGGCGUCAGCUGCCUGGGUACAGCCCAGGAGGGCGCCCGCCGGGUGCUGCUGGUUGGCUCCUACGACAGCACCAUCAGCGUACGAGACGCCAAGAGCGGCCUGCUGCUGCGCUCGCUGCAGGGUCACACAAAGACUGUACUCUGUAUGAAGGUGGUGAAUGACCUGGUCUUCAGCGGCUCCAGUGAUACAUCUGUUCAUGCUCACAACAUCCAUACGGGUGAGUUGGUUCGUAUCUACAAGGGUCACGGUCACGCCGUCACAUCGAUUGUCAUCUUGGGGAAGGUGAUGGUGACAGCCUGUCUGGAUAAACUGGUUCGAGUUUAUGAGCUACAGUCCCAUGACCGGCUGCAGGUGUACGGCGGGCAUAGUGAUAUGGUGAUGUGCAUGGCUGUCCAUAAGAGUGUGAUCUACACAGGUUGCUAUGAUGGAAGUGUUAAAGCGGUAAAGCUCAACUUGAUGAAGAACUUCCGCUGCUGGUGGCAAAAUUGCUCUCUGAUUUUCGGCAUGGCGGAGCAUCUUAAGCAGCACCUGAUUGGAGACCACAGCAACCCCAAUCUGCAGACAGUCAAAUGCCGCUGGAGAGGCUGCAGCACUUUUUUUUCCACACAGCAGUUAGUUAGACAGGAACUUCCCAAACACAUGCAGAGCCACGUAGAGAAGGACAGUAAAGUGCAGCCUUGAUGAGAGCGGAGGUGAAGUGGUGCAGCAGAUGAAGGCUGGAGUUCACAACAACUGAAGUUCUUUUCAGGAUUUUCAGUUUUAUGGACACGGCCUGUGUACAUUUCCAACGGGAGUUUUUCCUGUUUUUCUAGCUUUUGAGUUCCUCUUUGGCCUCGGACAUAUUCUAACCUCUGUUUUGUCUGAACUGUGAUAGUGAGACAAGACUUGUUAUUGAUCCCUGAAGCUGUUUUUAUAAAGGGAUUUAGACGUGCAGUGUUUACUUCUGAUCAGUGUCAAAAUGCAAAAAAAACCCCACAUGGUUAAGCACCAUUCUGUCUCAUUCAGUCUCUAAUGAACAUACAAGGUUUUAACAGUCCCGCUUCUUAUUAAUUUCAGCAAUCGUCACCAUCAAUCAUUCGCAGUCAUCCGUUUGCUUUAAGUCAUCAGCAACGAAUUUGGCGAGUAAAAGAAUUGAUUUAUUCUGCUUUUUGAUCUGUUGGUCAACAUGUUAUCACUGUGAAUACAUGACAUGAGGCUUUGGUCAUUAUACAGAACACUUAGAUUAUAACCUAAUAACUCAGAACAUGUAUGCAGCACUUGCAUGAACACCUUAGAGUAGCUUUUGUGAAGCAACUUAUACUGUGAAUUGCCUUAAACAUCCAUCUGGCUUAGAUUUGUAUUGGUGAUCGGCUCUAAUGUAACGACUACAAGUUUUUAGUUUAGUAUGAAACUGUUAAGUAACGGCAAAGAGGGUAUGCCACUCAAGUGACUGAAAAUUCAAAUUCAUUCAUAGUAGUACAUCAAAUCUGCAUACUUAAGUUAUUGUAAAGAUGACGGAAAACCCCCCAAAGUGUCUGGAAUUUCUCUCAUUCCCACAUCCUAAUCCAAUAAAGAUCAUUUUAGGAGGAAUCAGGGCUUUUUCUUCAUAAAAUCAGCAAGUAUUUGAGGAUUCCUAGAAGGAUUUUUAAGUAAUUUAUUGUAAGUUAUUCACUUCUGUUUACGACUGUACUACUAUUGUUCUCACUUCGGUGUCGAAGGGGAAAAUAGCUCAUUUGUGGAAAUAAAACAGGAAAACAUGAAACUUAGCUGGCAAAUCUUUAUAAAUAAUUUAAUUUGUACUUUAUCCCACCUGCUUUCAAGUCAAACUUCUCUUUUUUGGAUCAGAUUAAAUUCCAGAUUUCAGUUUUUCAUCAUAUACUAACCAUGACUUAUUUUUCCUGACUUGACACUUUAGAGAUACUGUAUCAGCCUUGCACACUCAAGAACUUUUAAAUACAUUUCUUCUUCUUCUAUGGUGACUGAGAGGUUCGUUUAAAACGAUUUGCAUUAUUACACUUGUAUACCAUCUUUUAAUGAAUAACUAAACCUGUUCAAAUUUCCCAGAUAAUUUUUCUAGGCAUUGUCACAAUCCCUUUGAUUAGGAAACUCAUUUUUUUCAUUAUUGGAAAUUGGAUAAAGUAAAGGAUGUCAAAUGCAGACCAAACUGUCCAGAGAGUAACUUGUAUGAAGCUGUAUUAAAGUCAUGCCUUAAUGUUUGUAUGUUAUACUGUAAACGUACUGUAUGUAAGUCAUUUGUAUUUAAUACUUAAUGUUUGUGUACAGCAGUAAAAUUCUAUAAAUGA
Messenger RNA from Thunnus maccoyii (southern bluefin tuna), 6019 nucleotides. RefSeq names its product zinc finger protein 106b (gene znf106b). The transcript is spliced from 21 exons. NCBI's taxonomy places the organism in Eukaryota, Metazoa, Chordata, Actinopteri, Scombriformes, Scombridae. The record is from RefSeq and is a predicted model, not a curated record. Gene Ontology annotation, molecular function: SH3 domain binding; RNA binding. Gene Ontology annotation, cellular component: cytosol; membrane. Bases 87 to 4418 code for a protein of 1443 amino acids.